Molecule: messenger RNA, 13165 nt
Organism: Geodia barretti
Lineage: Eukaryota; Metazoa; Porifera; Demospongiae; Tetractinellida; Geodiidae
Source: the annotation of a GenBank genome assembly
AUGCCUCUGAUGAUCGAACAUAGAUACGGAUGGGCUGCCUACAAUAUUCUUGUGCCCAUGGACAUCACAUAUCGCAAAAUACACGUUGAGGGCAUCAGCUCUGAAACUGUCCGAACAAACACUAGCGGCACAGUGGUUGGCAUAGAUUACUUACACACGGAUUCUUCAAUGUUUUGGUCUGAUAUUACCACUGAUACUAUCCACCGCGCUAAACUCGAUGGUACAAGCGAAGAAGUACUUGUUACUACAUGCAUCUCUUCUGUCGAUGACGUUGCCGUGGAUUGGGUGUCAAACAAACUCUACUGGACUGAUUCUGUUUGGUCAAGAAUAGAGGCUCUCGACCUCGACACAAACAUAAGGGUUGAAGUGCUAACAGCAGGAGCAAACAGCAUACCGAGGGCAAUUGCCGUCGAUCCUGUCAACAGAGCCAUGUUUUGGACCGACUACGGACUUACUGGUAAGAUUGAAACUGCAGGGAUGGACGGCAGCGAAAGACGGAUGCAGGGCAACAGAGACUGGAGUAUUCCAACUUUGAUGGCUCGGAAAGGACCGUGGUCGAAACUGCAGGAACCGGACUGGUGUCUCCAUUGCGUCACUGUUGUAGACGACAUUCUAUUCUGGAGUGACUGGGAAACCAAUAAGAUCUAUGCCACACAUAAGGAGCAUGGGGCACUGGAAAAUGAGGGAUACUUCAGUGAGAUAGUUACUUUCCUUGACACUCUGUACGGAAUAAAAGCAUUAAGAUCUGAUCUACAGCCACAAGCUGAUAACCCUUGCCUGAACAGUGAAUGCAGUCACAUGUGCUUACUAACGUUUGUGAAUGGCGCUGGUUUCACCUGUGCUUGCCCAGAAGGAUAUGAUUUUGAAAAUGAUACCUUCUGUAAACCCAAAGAAGGACCCCAAACAGAUUGUUCUAUCACUCCUGGCUCUUGUGCAGCAGCAUCUUAUGAAACGUGCUGCGAAGAAGGCUUCUGUGCAGGCUCACCUGCUAAUUGCUUCUGCGACGAUAGGUGCCACACUCGUGGAGAUUGCUGCAUUGACAUCAACGACACUUGCCUUGAAGGUUGGCCUCGGCUUUCAAGGAACAUCUCAGUAAUAGACAACACUGGGCUGUCUGUAACAAUAGCCUGGCUGGUCCCCUACAUUGCCUCAUCACCAGAGACGUACACCAUUGGGUAUGGCAUCAGCCCGGACAGUCUUACCUUAUUCACGGCAGUCUCGAGUGGAUCUAACACCAGUAUUGUCGACCAGGUGUAUUACAGGUCCCUCCCAGGACUAACAUACACAACAACGUACUAUUUUCAAAUUACAGUCACAAAUGACGUUACUGGUUCCACUGGUGUAAGUACGGAGAUACUGUCAUUCACCACAGCCGAAGGAGCUCCAAGUGCGGCACCAGCAAAUUUCACUGUUGCUGUGGAUGCCACGGAAGUGUGUUUGGCAUGGGAUCCCCCACCAAAAGAUCAACAAAACGGAGUCAUCGUAUCUCACAGACUACUCUGCUCUGGCAGCGAUACGACAUACGAACAAAUUGUCAAACAACACAUAAGGAGCUACUGUUUUGACAGUCGAGUUGGAAAUGAGGUGCUUUCCUGCACUGUAGCGGCUAGUACUGGAGCAGGAAUGGGGCCAAGUACUGGGGCAGUUGUAGUAACUACCGAAGCAAUGGACAGUGGAACCCUCAAGAUGCUGGUACUGAAUGCAACAGUUGGAGUUGACCCAGUAAUCUUACCAGAGUCUGAUGAGGGUACAUUUGGACCCAUAACCCUUCCAAACUACGGAUUUCCGUUCUGGAGUAGUGACCGAGAGGAAGUCUAUAUUGCAAUCAAUGGACUACUAGCAUUUGAGCAACCCUACGGAAGUUUCUUCAACCAGCCAUUCCCAGGCAACUUCUUUAUAAGCUCCCGCUAUCUAGUGGCACCGUUCUGGGAUGAUGCCGAUACUAGGGGAGGAGGUGGACAGAUCUUAUAUGAGGUGCACACAUCCGGUUACCUCUUGGAGCACAUAAGUGCAUAUGUGAGGGCACAAAAGCCAUCACCAUUCCAAGGAACGUGGAUGCUCGUUGUGUUCUACGAUGCAGUUCAUCCCUACUUUGGUUCAGGGGAAAACUCAUAUCAAGUGAUUCUUAUAACCGAUGGUACCUACACUUACACUAUAUUUACCUACGACUGCGAUCUUAUGGGGUGGGGCACAAGUGCUACGAUUGGAUUCAAUGCAGCAGGGGAAGAAUUCGUGAACAAUGAGUACACAUCGAAUGCGAUAGCAUGUUCCAGCCUUCCACAGUCGACUAUCACCAAUGUCAUCUACCGACUGAGUGAAAACAACGCAGAGUAUGCCUUACCAACUGACAUUGUUGUUGAUGGCAUUGAAGAGACAUCUGUAACCAUUAAUUGGGUAGUUCCAUCAGUUACACAACAGCAGCAGUACACGGUAUUUUAUGGCACAGACCUCCAGAACCUUGAUCAGACAAGUGCUACUGUGCUCAGUAAUAGCGAUACAUCACUCACAAACCAGCAGUAUUUCGUAGUAAUACAAGGCCUACAAGUAGGCACAACUUACUACUUCCAAAUAUCCGUCAGCAUUGGGGAUUUGACAUUCACGACUGACGUGAACGAAUUCCGAACACGUGAUCUCGCACCAACCCUUCCACCGCAAAACAUCUCCAUAUCUGUCGAAGGAGUUGCUGUAACUCUAGCAUGGAGCCCACCACCUGACACCCCAGGCCUCCUCUCCUACACCCUGUACUGCUCUAAUGAUGAGACAGAAGUUGUAGUAAAGACAAUCCAGUCCUUUACCCUAGAGGAGCUGCGUCCCAACAUUCUGUAUAGUUGUUACAUUCUAGCAUCCACCAGUGGAGGAGAUGGACCACCUGCUCCAUUCAGUUUCAUGACAGAAGAUGUACCUGCAAGCAUAUCAACUCUACCUUUCGUUGCAAUGAACACUUUGUUUGGAGUGGAAGAAACAAUAUUCCUUGGUGGAGAUGAGACAACUUAUGGGCCACUGCAGUUAAAUGGAGGGUUCCCCUUUGGCAGUACCACUCAGACGCAAACAUGGGAAAACACCUUCCAAGCCAUACUUGUGACCGACGGGGUGCACUCGUACGCAAUAUUCACCUACAAGUGUGGUCUGAUGCAGUGGGACAGAGGUGCAACAAUCGGUUACAAUGCUGGAGGAGAGAAAUUUGCCAACAACGAUCCGUCAUCGUCGGCAGUGGCCUGCCUGAACACACCCGAAUCAGACUACAGUAACGUCAUAUUCUUGCUCAGUGAGGAAUCCCCCGAGAUUCCACCCCCACAGAAUGUUACAAUAACUGGUAUCACUACCAGUGCUGCUACUGUUUCGUGGGUGAUUCCAUCAUUCAUAGCACCUGAAGAGUACUACGUAUCAUAUGGGACUGAUCCCAAUAACCUCGACCAGACCAGUGAAACUCUCAACAGUCCUCAAGACACGUCUGUUACAGACCGAGCCUAUACGACCACUCUUACUGGACUGGAUUCUGGUUCAGCCCUAUUAUAUCCAACGCAAACUGCAUAUCUUGUAUUAAAUCCUGUUGAACCAACAUUUCUGGAACCAUGUGAUGAUUGCUCUUCCGAAGAAAUUGUACUCCCAAGCGAUUUUCCAUUCGGAGGAUAUUACCACCAAUCUGCAUUCGUUAGCACAAACGGUCUGAUUUCGUUUGGGCGGGAAGUUUCCAACUCAAAUCCAGUUCUCUUCCCGUCCACCACCGCCAUUGUAGCCCGAAGCUACAUUGUGGCUCCGUUCUGGGCUGAUUUUGACACCACUACUGGUGGCCAGGUGUCUUGGUGGAUACAGACAGGAUCAUCAAUACAACUUCUUACUGCCUCAAGCUUUAUCCAGCUACAAUAUGGAGAUGAGGACUUUACGGCCACAUGGAUGCUAGGUGCAUACUGGGAAAACCUACAGCCUGAAAACUCUUUCCAAGCUGUUCUGCUAACAGACGGUUCAAAAUCCUACGCUGUUUUCACAUACACGUGCGGAUCGCUGCAGUGGUCUGAGGCAGCGACAAUAGGAUUAAACGCACCAGACAACAACAUUGUAAUCAACCAUCCGCUAUCAGGCACGGGGUUCACUGAUGAAAUAGCCUGUAUUCGUACCGGGUCAGACACGAAUAACUUAAUCUAUGACCUGCAAACAAGCUCAGUCAUACUUCCAGUGACACCUACCCCAUACAUCAGCCUAGGAAGCUGCGUUGCUGCUGGAUAUACAGAUUGCUGCGAAGGUUUCUCUUGCUUUGGGGCACCAAUCCAAGACUGCUACUGUGACAGCACGUGCACAUUGUUUGGUGAUUGCUGCCACGAUUUCGACCAAGUUUGUGAUGCUCCUGGAGCCUUUAAUGUUCUUGUGGGUCACGGCCACCACAUAUCACAAAUCCACUACGAAGGACAAGCCACAGAGACUGUGAGGACAAACACAACGGGGACAGUAGUUGGAGUCGACUACUCUGAGUCGGUAAUGUACUGGACAGACUGGGGAAUAAAGGCCAAGAUAGAGGUAGCAUCCAUGGAUGGAUCCGAGAGACGAGAUUUUGUCGUCGAUGACCUCUCACAACCGAACGCCAUCACCAUUGAUCUCGAAUCAGAGAGAGUCUAUUGGGCCGAUUCCAACCUUGACAAGAUAGAGUUCAUCAGUUUUGAAGGGACUGGCCGAGUGCAGGUAGAAACAGAGGCAACGGGACUGCUCCACCCAUUUGGACUCAGUGUUGGGGGUGAAGUUCUUUUCUGGAGUGACUGGGCCACUAACUCAAUAUACGGAACUCACAAAGAGCAUGGAGCAAACGAUGGGCAAGGUUACUUCAGUAUCAUUGCUACCUUUGACUCAGCUCCAAACGGACUUGAAGCUAUAAUACCUGGAAGACAACCUCAAGUUAUCGGCGGGUUCCCAUCUCCCACCCCACCAUCGGACGGUUUGGAUCCCUCAGAUACAUACUAUUACAGGGUCAUAUCUAGCAAUGAUGCUGGAGCGACUGGAAGCAUUGUGAAGAGCUUCAUGACAUUAGCUGGACCACCAAGUGGACCGCCUCUGAACUUUGCAGUUGAAGUUGUCGGCACUUCAAUGGCACUUUCAUGGUCUCCACCUAACGUCAUGCAACAAAAUGGAGAUAUUACUAACUACACAGUCACAUGCACAGGAAGCCAACCCGUAGCCUCUGCCACUACCAGUCAGCUACAGUUCACAAUCGAUAUUUUCACCCCUGGAGAAACUUUCCAGUGCACUGUAUAUGCAACAAACCAGCAUGGAGAUGGGCCACAUACUGACACCUUAUCAGUUACAACAGAAGUUGUUUUUCCUGGAACUCUGGCAUAUCUGCCUCUUCUUGACAUUGGGGACAGCCAAAUUCUGCUGCCUCCCAGUGACGAAGGAAUUUCUUCUUCUAUAACCCCAUCCGGCAAUGGAUUUCCAUUCUGGAGUACCUACAGAUCAUCAAUCUAUGUGGGAACUAAUGGAAUACUGUCAUUCGACAGUGCAUACGGUUCUUGGCUCACUUCAGUGUUUCCUGGUUCGGUCAGCUUCCGAUACCUAGUGGCUCCAUUCUGGGAUGAUGUUGACACCAGAUUCGGAAAUGGACGGGUCUCUUAUGCAGUGUACAAUUCCGGAUAUGCUCUUGAUCACAUCAGUGGAUUUAUCCGAAGACGAAAACCGUCAGACUUCCAAGGAACGUGGAUGGUCGUAGCCUUCUGGGAUUCCGUGCGACACUACCAUAGCUUCUACAAUAGUGAGGAAAACACCUAUCAAGCAAUUAUAAUAACAGAUGGAACUGUUUCAUACACCAUCUUCACCUAUGACUGCAACCUCUUUGCAUGGGGAGGGUUCACCGUCAUUGGAUUCAACGCCGGCGGGGAAGCGUUUGAGAAUAACGAGUUCACCGACAAUUCUAUUGCCUGCUCCAGUCUCCCGGCCUCCAAUAUCACUAAUGUGCGUAACAUUACAGGUCUGACUCAGGGAACAGACUACUACAUCAGAGUCUCGUCCACGUUUGGUUACAACGUCAUCUACAGCGACCUCGUGUCCUUCACUACUCUUGAUCCGCCACCAACUGGUCCUCCAUUGAAUUUCAUUAUUGACAUCAGGGGAACAACACUAGACCUAUCAUGGGAGCCACCAGCGCUAGAACAACGAAAUGGAGUGAUUCGAUAUUAUACCCUCAUCCUCACACACGAAGAUGGGCAAACAAUAACCUUCCCGCUGAACAAUGUGACUCUCCUUUCCCUGGACGAAUUUGUAAUUAACACACAGUUCAAUUUCACACUCUCUGCUUCAACAUCCGGAGGGGCAGGUCCCACCACAACCGCAACAGCUACUACUGACUCGCCGAGUGACACGUUCCUGCCUCUGAUACGUGCGGGAAGCUUGAGGUCAGUUCCAAGUGUUCAAUUUGAGGAGGUGGACGAUGGGACAUCAGAUGCAAUUGAAACUCCUCCAUUCCCCUUUGGAGACUCCACACAGGACACAGUUUAUGAAAAUACAUUUGAGUCUAUCCUGAUAACUGAUGGAACAUACAGCUACACAGUCUUCACAUACCAGUGUGGACUUAUGAACUGGGAUAAUGGAGCAACCAUUGGAUUCAAGGGGUCCGGUGACUUCUAUGCAACAAACGACCCGUCGACAUCAGAUGUUGCGUGUCUCAAUUAUCCCGCAUCCAACUACAGCAAUGUCAUCUUUUUACUGAGCAGUAUCAGUGCAGAAAUACCCAUGCCAGAUAUGGUGACUACCAAUCCACUGGCUGAUUCUGUGAGUGUGACAUGGAGGAUACCCAGUUUCACAACAGAGGAAAAAUACUACAUCCGAUACGGCACUGACAGAUACAAACUCGACCAACAAAGUGCCUCCAUUGCCAGUGAUUCAGACACAACAAUGACAAAUCUAACGUACAAUCUGGAGAUAACCGGACUUGAGCCCGGCACGAUUUACUACCUCCAAAUCGUGGCUGUGUUCGAAAGGUUUUCAAAGAGGCAGAGUGAGAUUGCCAUGUUCAGGACAAAGGAAGACGAGCAAGCAUACUACUUGGAAUACCUGAAUAUCAUUGAUGGAGCUAGUACGGUUGGCACUAAUGGUCUAAUCACAUUUGGAGAGCCCAAUGAUGCUAAUGAUGGUGGACCAGAACCGUUCCCAGUAUCAUACUGGACAUAUGCAGUUGCUCCAUUUUGGCAACAGUUCAACACCACGGGGGAAGGGAGGGUCCUUUGGAGAAUAGUAAACGACUCAGACUCGCUGGACAUGGUAAACACACUGAUCAAGGGCGAAUAUGGUGAUACUGACUUCGAUGGAUUCUGGAUGCUUGUCGCUUCAUGGGAAAACGUUCCAGUAACAGGAGACUCUAGUGUCAAUACCUUCCAGACUGUGUUGAUCUCAGCUGGUACCAAGUCAUAUGCCAUAUUCACCUACAAGUGCGGUGAAACUAACUGGUCAGGACCGUUCGAGAUAGGAUAUUUCGCCCCACCAACAAUGUUUUACAACCAUCCACUCUCAUUCGGGGAAUUUGAAUUCUCCGAAUUAUCUUGCACUCACGUUGAGUCCGUCUGGAACAACAUCAUCCUUGAUUUGCAACCUGGAAACACCAUACUACCAUCCACACCACAACCACCUCUCUUUACAGGCAGUUGUAGAGAUGCUGGCUACGACGAAUGCUGCACUGGUGGUGCAUGUUUGGGAACGCCCGUGGGAUCACCUCCAUGCUACUGUGAUUUCAUUUGCGUGUUUUUUGGCGACUGCUGCUUCGAUGCUUCCCACUCUUGCCACGCUCCUACUUAUGAUCUGCUGGUUGGAAAUGGAAAUCAUUUGUCAAAGAUACACUUUGAAGGGACAGCAUCAGAGACAGUGCAAACAGUUUCCAAUGGGAAUGUAGUAGGAGUCGAUUUCCACGCAGGACGAUCUCUAAUGUUCUGGUCGGAUACAAUGAUGGACACCAUUCAUCAAGCAGACAUAAGUGGGGAAAAUGAAAUAGUACUGGUUGACUCAAAUAUUAGAGCAGUAGACGAUAUUGCUGUGGACUGGAUUGCCAACAACUUGUACUGGGUCGACAGUGUGUGGGCUCGGAUUGAAGCACUCAACCUUGACAGUCAGGAGAGGGCAGAGAUUGUUCGCCUGGGAGCUAACACCCACCCAAGAUCCAUAGCAGUAGAUCCUGUUGACAGGGUCAUGUUUUGGACAGAUUUGGGUAUGACAGCUAAGAUAGAAAGCGCCUUUUUGGACGGUGAAGGCAGACGUACUAUUAUUGAGAAUGACCUUUCCCAGCCCAAUGGAAUCACAAUAGACUACACCACGCAGAAAAUCUACUGGUCUGAUUCCGACCUAGACAGAAUCGAGUAUUCCAACUACGACGGAACCGAAAGGACAGUGUUAGAGUCUGUGAAUGAAGGCCUGGUACAUCCGUAUGGUCUCAGCAUUGUCGAUGAGCUCCUCUUCUGGACCGACUUGGGGUCAAACUAUUUGUACUACACACACAAGGACCACGGAAAUACGGAAGGAUUGGGGACCUUGCAGGCUCUGGCUCAUUUCACCUCCUCUCCAUACGGUGUCGAGGCACUAGUUGACUUCCGACAAGCUGCUGGUGAAAAUCCAUGUGAAGGGAACGACUGUGACCACAUUUGCCUACUGAGUGGCACCAGCUCUACUGGAUACACGUGCGGAUGUGCUGCGGGCGCUGACCUACAAAAUGACGACAAGAGUUGCUCGACUGAAACAGAGCCAGAAGAAGGUUUCUGUGCUAGUGCCGGAUAUGACAGAUGCUGCAGCCACGGAUUCUGUGCUGGCUAUCCAAGCACCUGCAGCUGUAACCCAGAGUGCCAUGUUCUAGGAGACUGUUGUACAGAUAUCGAUUCUGUGUGCCAACAAGUAAUUCCAAACGAACCGAUCGAUGUGGGAGUGACGUAUCUAACCCACAUUGAGGCUCGGAUUGAAUGGACUGUGCCUUCAAUUGUGUUUUCUGCGGAGACCUACACACUGAUGUACAGCAUAACCCAGGAUGAUCUCAAUACCUUGAUGGGAGAGACAAUGUCUAGUGGCACUGAUUUGUCACUGACCGACCAAGUAUACUCCGUAUUACUAAAAGACCUUUCACCUGGCACCAAAUACUACUAUCAAAUAAAAAUCGAAAACACGUUUGGAAUAAGACUCACCCAGAUAUACAACUUUGACACACCAAUUGUGGGCCCGCCACAAAACUUCACAAUUGAAGUCUUGGGAACAGAAACCCUAUCGUUCAACUGGGAGCUACCUCUUGAUAUAGAGCUCAAUGAAAUAGACUACUUUGUCAUUGACUGUGACCCGAGCUUCCAGCACGACAUCACCGAAAUUGUCUUGGACAGCUUCUCCGAAAUCCCUCCAUCGUCCAGGUUGGAACAAACGGAAUUGUAUCCUUUGGUCAACCUUUCUAUUUCAAUAAUCCGAGCAUUUUCCCGACUGACAAUUUCUUCAUUCCAUUCGACCAACGUAACUGCUCCCUUCUGGUCCGACAUGGACACGCGCGUGGCGGGAUCGGUCAGCUACGAAACGCACCAGAGGGGGUCCAAUGCCGAAUCAAACGUGAAGCUGGAGAGGGUCAGUGGAUUCAUUGCUGCUCGGGAGAACAUCAGUUUCACAGCUUCGUGGAUGCUGUUGGCACACUGGGACAGAGUCCAUCCUUACCCUCAUGGAUUAAUAGGCAGUAGUGGAACCUCUGGACCGUAUCAAGACUUUCUGAACAGCGAGAACACAUUUCAAGCUAUAGUCAUCACUGACGGGAUGCUCAAUUUCGUGUUGUACACCUAUCAGUGUGGUUUGAUGGGGUGGUCUGGGCAAGACCCUUAUGCCAACAUCGGCUACAACCUCAACGGGGAGUAUGAGAAUCACCCACUGAGUGGGACGUCAAGUGCGAACACCAUUGCCUGUCUGUCUAGCGGUGACGACAGUAGCAGCGAACCUGUACGCCGCCGUCAGACUUCUUCCAGCUGGUACAAUCAGCUCUACCAGCUCCCCUCCGCAGUAGAUCCCAUUCAGCAACUUCGAGCCGAGUGCCUCACAAUGGAGCUCCUCGAUAUUCAGACAAAUGGUGACAUUCUGCCCUUGGCGAGAUCUCUCGGAGCCUGUCCUCCAACCAUCAACCAGGCUUUCCUCGAUUUCCGUUUCACAUUCAGAAGUGAUAUCUCCAGUGUUUCACUGUGCUUUGCCUAUGUUUUUGGUGCCGGGAGUUCGGACAUAUCAUCCCUCAUCUGCUGUUACACUUCAGCGUCAAGUAGUGCUCCUGGUUCACUGGUGGUGGGCGGGAAACACGGAAGCUCAAUUGCUCUCUACCAUCCAAGACUUUUCUCCGAAGAGUACCAAAUGUUUGACAAAGACUUCAGGGAGAAGUGCUGUGAUUCAGGACUCUGUGAAGUAUUCUAUGCAAGAAGGGCAAUCGACAGCACCAUAUCCUAUGUGCCACUAUUCUUUGGUUGGGGAUUCGGGGACCCACACAUAAACACAAUGGACAACACCAGCUACACGUUCAAUGGACGAGGAGAAUACACUCUCGUCGAGGUACUCAGCACUGGAUUUGUUCUGCAGGGACGUACCGAGCCUAUCUCCGAAACAACAAAUGCCACUCAGUUUUCGGCAUUUGCAAUGGGCAUAAAAGCAGAGGACCUAUCCGCAGAGGUCCGCCUAACGCGAGGAAGAUUGGUGUCGUUUAUCAAUGGGGAGGAUAUCAGCAGCACUAUCGAAAACAUUAAUGAUACGGCAACUGGGGAAAACAAUGCUGUCUAUCUCACUCGAGUCGGUGAAAAAUCAAUCAGAAUGUUAUUCUACAGGGAUGGGUUGGCAUACGUGUUCACUGUGACCCAAAGGGAAGAUAUCAUGGACUUUGUCUUGAAUUUGGACACCUCCCUGAAAGGGCAAACCAGAGGGCUCCUUGGGGACUUUAAUGAUGAUGGAACAGACGACUUCAUUAAGCCCAAUGGGAUUGCCGUGCCCUAUGAAAAUCUCACUGACCAGACACUACAUGAAUUUGGACAGUCAUGGCAAAUCAUAGAGACAGAGAGUCUCUUCAGAUAUCCAGCUGGAAUGAGUUUCAGUGACUUUACCUUCCCGGAUCAUAUCCCACCGUUCUUGAGUGACGUCGUGGCCAGUGCAUCAGCUGAUAUUAUCAGCAGCUGCACUGGAAACGAGCAGUGCAUCUUUGAUGCGGUUCAGACCGGUGAUCCUAACAUUGGAAUGGGCACACUUGACACUGUAACCAACAACAACGAAGAUGUCGUGGUAGCAAACAACUUCCCACCAAGUCUGGUUGGACCAGCCACUUUCAGAGUCAAUGUUGGGUCACCUUCCGUCUACACCUUCACUGCCACAGACAGUGAUGGUGUAACUGUCUCAAUACAGGGUCCAGGGGCCAAUGAUUACACACUCAUUCCCAAUGGGAAUUCCUACACUCUCAGCCUCUCCGUGGACGCAACUUUUACCUAUGACAUAACGAUUGAGGCAUCAGAUACGAUGGGUGCCAUAUCUACUCUGAGUCCCCGCGUGGAGAUCUGUGCCUGUCAGAACGGAGGAAACUGCACACUGAACGGACUCUUGGGGAUUGAUACAAACGUUGUCGACAUGCUCUGCCAAUGUGACCAAGGUUGGGAAGGCAGGUACUGUGAAUCUGACAAAAAUGGCUGCUCGGAGGUGAUUUGCUUCCAAGGAGUGGAAUGCUACGACGUCCCUGCCCCGGGGUCUGGAGCAGUCUGCGGUAUUUGUCCAUCAGGAUAUGUGGGAGACGGAGAGAAAUGCACUGAUGUGGACGAAUGUAAUGGAACCAGCAUUUGUAUGCAAGUGUGCAUCAACACCCCCGGAAGCUUCGAAUGUGGUUGCGAGCAGGGCUAUGAGCUCUCUGGCACCACUGACUGCAUCGAUGUUGACGAGUGCCUGUUGGAACUUGACAACUGCCUUCAGAUAUGCACAAACGCCCCAGGCUCAUUCAGAUGCUCAUGCCAAGCCGGUUUCGAAUUGGACGAUGAUGGGAGAACCUGCAACAAUGUCGAUGAAUGCCAGAACAACAUCUGUGAAGACAGAUGCAAAAACACAGUGGGUUCAUUUGAAUGUGACUGUGGCAACGGUUACACCCUCGGUCCAGACCAGAGAAAGUGUGAAGAUAUCAAUGAGUGUAUCCAGAUUGACAAUCCCGUGUGUAGUGGGAAAAAGGUGUGCCAGAACAAUGCAGGAAACUACGCGUGUGAGUGCCCUCCUGGAACUAAAGAAAGCAACGGGGAUUGUGUAGAGAUGGAAAUAACAGAGCCGCCUGUACAAGUCAUCCCAACAGACAAACCACCACUGGAUACCACUCUCGGCAGACAGAACAGCGUAAAUGUGACACUUCGUUCAAGCAAAGAGGAGUUUGACGUGCCAGCACAGUUCAAGUUUAAGCUGAGUGUUGCCAGUGAAGUGAACCAGUAUUGCCUGAAAAAUCCCCAGCAAUGCGGAGGUGAUAUGAUAGAAGUCGAUUCCAGUGAUGUCAUAAUUCUCGAUGAGGUCUUGAACGAUGCCAACGGAAAAGCCACAUUCCUUAUGUUUGUGUACACCAAGAACCCAACCGAUGUACUGAGCGGUAAAAUCCUGGAGCUCAUACUGACGUCUGUGACUGGAGUUGCAGAUGUAGCCGCAGUUACCAGCGAGGGUGGUGAGAGUGUUUCCAGUAGUGGUCUGUCUGGUGGAGAAGUUGCUGCAAUCGUUAUCGUCAUCCUUGUGGUGGUGAUUGUGGUACUUAUUGCGACGGUCAUAAUCCUCGCCAAGGUGAAGAUAAUCCCUAAGCCACAGAUGCAAAUGAUUUCCAAUCUCUCAAUGGACAUUUUCCGCUCCCAAGACCGGAGGAGCAGUAUGCUCAUAGAAGAAGGAGAUGGUGAGUCAAUGAAGGACACAGUGUCUGUCAGUGGCGUAGAGAUGGGGGCGGCUGAGGCCAAGGCAAAGGAGGCGGCAGAGGAAAAUGAGAAGGAAGCUGAGAAAGAGGAAGUGAAGGUCGACCUCUCAAAGGCAGAGGAGGCUGAAGAAACUGUUUAAUUACCUAAAAAUAUAGCUUGUAGUGUAGAUAUUUUGGACCGACUGACUGCUGACUUUGUUUUAGUUGUGGUACUAUAGCUAUUGCUUCCUUUACUGUAUUAUAAUAUGCAAAUGAUGUAUUGAUGCACGCAGUAUAAUAGGAACAUCUGCGGCAAGC